This is a messenger RNA of Tripterygium wilfordii, 1668 nucleotides long. RefSeq names its product transcription termination factor MTERF8, chloroplastic-like. Gene Ontology annotation, cellular component: chloroplast. Gene Ontology annotation, biological process: chloroplast organization; regulation of DNA-templated transcription. Gene Ontology annotation, molecular function: double-stranded DNA binding. The record is from RefSeq and is a predicted model, not a curated record. Bases 150 to 1409 code for a protein of 419 amino acids. The transcript has a single exon. Lineage: Eukaryota; Viridiplantae; Streptophyta; Magnoliopsida; Celastrales; Celastraceae.
UAAAAGAAAAAAAAAUUUCCGCUCAGACGGGUCACUGUCCCACCACCCUAACCUCAUCUAAUCCAGAACUCAUAAAUUCCACAGCAGCAGUCGUUCCCCUGCGAGAGAUUUGGCAUUAGAAUUUUAACGGCUCGUUCAAUCCGUACUCCAUGAUCGUCUACCCGAUUCGACAUGGAAGUUAUCCAGAACUUUCCAGCUUUCAGACUGCAGUGCUCAGCGAUUUCUUGUCUUCUGCCUUCCGAAAAGCACUACCUCUUCGACUUCAGGAGAUUUAUAAUAGAAGAUCUGAAACCCGAAGCCUAUUUGUCUCUGUUAAGAACCAAUCAACUGAAAACGUCGUCAAGUCCAAAGCUUCAACCAAGAAGCAGCCUCGGCUGGAGGAAGAUUCUUCCACGGUCACCUACCUCAUAAACUCAUGUGGGUUGUCCCCAGAAUCUGCAAUCUUGGCGUCUCAGAAGGUACAAUUUCAAAACCUGGUGAAACCUGAAUCUGUUCUAGCCCUUUUGAGUGAUUUCGGAUUCUCCAAAACCCAAAUCUCUAGUAUUGUCAGGAAACGCCCGCUCUUACUUUUAGCUGAUCCAGUGAAUACCCUUUUGCCUAAACUCGAGUUCCUGAGAUCUAUAGGCAUUUCAAAAUCUGAUCUUGCGAGAACCCUUUCUGCGGAUGCAACCCUUUUGACAAGAAGCCUAGAGAAUCAGAUUAUACCCUCUUAUAAUUUCCUCAAGAGUGUGCUUUUAACUGAUGAAAGGAUUGUUUCUUCUAUGAAGCGAACUACUUGGAUCUUUUUGGAGGAUCCUUCCAAGAAUUUGGUACCUAACAUCACGAGACUGAGUGAAUUGGGUGUGCCCCAGUCGUGCAUUAUUCUGUUGCUUACUCAUUUCCCUGAGGCUGUGAUGCAAAAGCAUGAGCAAUUCAGUAAAAUUGUGGAUGAGGUUAAGGAAAUGGGGUUUGAUGUAAAGAAAACUACAUUUGUAUUGGCAGUCCAUGCUCUUUCCGGGAAAGGAAAUAAGUCUACAUGGGAACGGUGUUAUGAGGUUUACAAGAGGUGGGGUUGGUCUCACGAUAUGAUUCUAGAGGCUUUUAGGAAGCACCCACAUUGUAUGAUGUUAUCAGAGGGAAAAAUCAUGAAAGGAAUGGAUUUCUUGGUGAACAAGAUGGGGUACCCUUCGCAAGUGAUUGCGCAAUUCCCUAUGGGAUUGUUUUUCAGUUUGGAGAGGAGAAUCAUCCCAAGAUGUAGAGUUAUUCAGGUUUUAUCGUCUAAAAGACUGAUAAAGGAUGGUUUGAGUUUGGCUAGUUUUUUGGUUCCUGUGGAGAAAUGUUUUCUGGAGAGGUUUGUGAACAAGUAUUAUGCAGAAAUACCUCAAUUGCUGAGUGUAUAUGAAGGAAAGCUGAAUCCCGAGGAUGUGUAGUUUGAAAACUUAUGGGAUGCAUGAAACUAAAACAAGUUUUACUUGAUUGUUGUCAUUGUUUUAUUAUUGGAAUGGAAGCUGUUUAUUAUUACAAUAACUGAUAUUUGCUUCUGUUUCAUUGUUUCCUGCUUGAAGCUUUUAUUUCUUUUGCCUCUUGGCAUGUGUAAUGGUGAUUUUGGAACACAGGUUUCUACGUUGAUGCUUCUCUCUUAAUGGACCAUUUCAUGCUUGUAUUGAUCAGCAAAAUAUUCUUUGUUCA